Messenger RNA from Cherax quadricarinatus, 1605 nucleotides. The record is from RefSeq and is a predicted model, not a curated record. Lineage: Eukaryota; Metazoa; Arthropoda; Malacostraca; Decapoda; Parastacidae.
UGCAUUUUGUCUUGCAGAACACUGGAAUCCCUGCAGCUCUCCGCACAUCCUAUGACAAACUUCAUCCUGAAGGAGUCUUCUUGCUGGAGAAUGGUGUGCAGAUGUUCUUGUGGGUUGGGUCCAACAUCUCGCCAAAAUGGUUAAUGGAUGUGUUCGGGGUAAAUGCUCCACAUCAGCUGGACCCUGUAAUGGCAGAGCUACCAGAACUUGAUAAUCCCACAUCGAAGAGAGUAUGUGAUAUUAUUAAGGCCAUUCGAACUCAACGCAAGAAACACGUCAGGAUGUUUGUAGUUCCACAGCAAAGCAAACAUGAAGUUGUGAUGAGGAACUACUUAGUAGAGGACAAGAGUUUAUACGGUGCCCCAAGUUACGUUGACUUCCUGUGUCAUGUCCAUAAGGAAAUUCGUGCCCUUCUGUCUUGAAAUAGAUGGCAUCAAUGCCCAUGGCCAUCAUCAGAGUUGGUAGGGUCAUCUCCCUCCACAUUUCCAGAUUACUCGACUGAAGUCUCCUCUACCCAGUCAACCAACAAUUCCAGCAUCCCUAUCACCUCUACCAACAAUUUUAAUGAUCAAAUAUCUUCUCUGCUCAUUAUUCCUUGCAAUCCAGCUCCCAAGAGCCAAUUUCCAAAUGGUGCCUCUCCUUUAUUAUUUACUAAAAAUACCAGAUGUCAUACCAUGACUACACCUUGUAGUGGUCAAGUAUGCAAAUUGGAAAAAGUGUUUAAAAGUGGCACUUACAUUGUAUGACUAACAUUGAAAACCAUGUUAGUAAAGAAUGUGACAUUUGUACUGUAUAUCUAACCUUGAGAACCUUGUCAGUAAAGAUGUGCUGCAUAACUGGCACUGAGAACCUUGUCAGUAAAGAUGUGCUGCAUAACUGGCACUGAGAACCUUGUCAGUAAAGAUGUGCUGCAUAACUGGCACUGAGAACCUUGUCAGUAAAGAAUGUUUAGCCAGGUUUAUGUAUCACCAAGUGGAAUUUAUGCUUUAUGGCUGGCCACUAAAACUUUGUGAUUUUGCUAAUGUGAUUCAGCUACAUUUUAUUCUUUUAUGAGUAUCAUAGAGGUGACAGUAAGAUUAUAUUUUUGAAAGAAUAGUUUUUAAUACCAAAGCUAUGUAGAAAAUUUGGCUAUGGUUUCCAGCUCUUAAAGAAUUUACAUAAAGCUAUUUUAGCUGAGGGUUGUGUACUUGAAUAAGGAAAUUGUCAAUUCCUUGUAUAACUUAUUUUAAUCAGCAUAUACAUCCCUUGGUUUAAUUUGCAAAUUUGUAUUUUACUUUCGAUAAAGCUAAUUAAUUACAUCAAAGAUUCUGAGUUUGGAUGGGUAGUAAAAGAAAGUUACCAAAGACUUGUGACAAUAUUUGAAUCGCCAGGACUAAUGUUUUAUGUACUUCAGAUAUAAAAAUAAUGGUUAAGACAAGACUGCUUCUUCAAAGUUGUACAUUUGAAGCUGGACACACCCAUGAGUAGGGCUGUUUGUAUUACUCUGAAAAUAUCUCCUACUCUGAACUUUUUUUUUUCAACAUGAAGGAGAUAGUACUGCUUAUAUUCUGAUUUGCUCAGAACUCUUCUCUCAACUUAGGGUGAAAAAAAAGCCGAUUUGUAUUC